Pseudoliparis swirei is the source of this 1575-nucleotide messenger RNA. It is a transcript of the gene crls1, whose product is annotated as cardiolipin synthase 1. The coding region runs from base 139 to 1188 and encodes 349 amino acids. The transcript is spliced from 7 exons. Lineage: Eukaryota; Metazoa; Chordata; Actinopteri; Perciformes; Liparidae. Gene Ontology annotation, cellular component: mitochondrion; membrane. The record is from RefSeq and is a predicted model, not a curated record. Gene Ontology annotation, biological process: cardiolipin biosynthetic process. Gene Ontology annotation, molecular function: cardiolipin synthase activity.
GUUUACGGCAACAUGGCAGCCGGCAGUCCGGAGCGCCGGUCCCGUCGGCUCUGACCGGCAGAGGCUGAAAAACGACCCGUCAUGAAACCGGUAACGGACCGCGCGAGACCACAAGGUAGUUAACGGCUCGUGAAGACAAUGUUGCUGUGUUUCGGGAAGAUUUCCGGUCCGCUGGGCCGCGGCGCAGCGAGCGUCGCGCGCCGCCUCGAGCCGCCUGCGUCAUGGCGGCGCGGCUACACACCUGCGCCCGACGCCCGCGCGUGCGACUCCCGACUCUUCGGAGUCGAGGAGGCGACGGACGGCCCGCGAGGGCGCGCGACGUGCUGGAGCGCGAGCACGAGCCUCCCGCGGGUCAACGCGACGACGCCCUGGCGGUGGCACGCGCGAGGAACCGUGCUCCUGCACCGGGGAGGUCACGAGAGGUCGGUGGCGGGGCUCCUGUAUCCGGUGUCCCCGGUAGCCCGGGGGCUCUGCAGCGGAAAGACCAGAGAGGGCCGGAAGGAGGCCGGGGAGCCGGAGCCGGUACCGGGACACGGGGAGACGGUACCGGGACACGGGCUCUUCAAGUUCAAAGAGCUGUAUGAGAACCCGUGGACGGUCCCUAACUUCCUGUGCAUGAGCCGCAUCCUGCUGGCGCCGUUCUUGGGUCACCUGAUCAUCCAGCAGCACUUCCACCUCAGCCUGGCCCUGUUCACGCUGGCCGGAGCCACCGACGUGCUGGACGGCUACAUCGCCAGAACGUGGCCCAAUCAAAAGUCGGCGUUGGGCAGCGCUCUCGACCCAUUGGCCGAUAAGAUCCUGAUCAGUUUCCUGUACGUCAGCCUGACCUACGCUGACCUCAUCCCAGCUUUGCUGACGGCCCUGGUGAUCUCCAGAGACGUGGGUUUGAUAGCGGCCGUCUUCUGGGUCCGGUACAAGACCGUCCCGGCGCCGGUGACCCUGAGCAAGUUUUUUAACCCCUGCUACACCACAGCUCAGCUCAAACCCACACUCUUCAGCAAGGUGAACACGGCCAUCCAGCUCCUCCUGGUCGCCUCCUCUCUGGCUGCUCCCGUGUUCCAGUACACAGACAGCGUCGCUCUGCAGUGCUUAUGGUAUGUCACCGCGGUGACCACGGCGGCGUCUGGCUACAGCUACUGGCACUACGGCCGCAAGACGGUCCAGGUGCUGAACACCAAAUCACCAUGACGACCGCCUCCGGACAACAGCGGUGGGGGAGGAGCGAAAAGGCACCGGGCCGACGGAGGCGCCCGAUUGGCCGCGGCGGAUCGAAAGUGGAACGGACAAGACGGGAGCGCCGAAACCAAGUGGUUGUGACGGAGCGCUCACGCGCCGCCAUGUUUCACGGAGAACACGACAGAGAGGGAGCCGCUGGACCGCCGUGUGGACGAGAGACACGUGCACACGGCUAGAACACGCUAACACACACACACACACGCGCGCGUACGUGGUCAGUCGUCUGGCAAAAGCUUCGAUUUUUUUCCUCCGUUUUUUCAAUCAAGAGGUUGAGACAUCAGAGAGGAUUGUUUUUUUUGUAAAAACCAAUGAUUUCUGAUUAAAAAAACCAGGAAACCU